Sodiomyces alkalinus F11 is the source of this 2976-nucleotide messenger RNA. RefSeq lists its product as hypothetical. Gene Ontology annotation, molecular function: GTPase activator activity. Bases 1 to 2976 code for a protein of 991 amino acids. Gene Ontology annotation, biological process: mitotic spindle orientation checkpoint signaling; regulation of Ras protein signal transduction. Gene Ontology annotation, cellular component: SIN/MEN two-component GAP complex; mitotic spindle pole body. The record is from RefSeq and is a predicted model, not a curated record. The transcript is spliced from 2 exons. Lineage: Eukaryota; Fungi; Ascomycota; Sordariomycetes; Glomerellales; Plectosphaerellaceae.
AUGGAGCCCUUGCGCCUCAAGGCGCGGCAGUUGGCCGAAGAAAAGAUUGAGAGCUGGGAUGAUGGGGACUUUGAGCUUGAUGUUGAUGAUAUCCCAUUUCGAGGCUGUGGUUCCACCAAUGGCCAGAGUAAUGGCCCUCCCAGCAGGCGAGAUUCGCACUCAUCCGUCAUGUCCCUGCGGUCCGAUCUGGAAUCUAUGCCUGGCGAGGAGAGGCAUGUUCAUCUGCCUGGCGACGAUGAACAAUCCACUCUCGAGGCGAUCGCUGCUGCAACCAAGGCUGGCAUUCCCCUCCCUAAGAACGUCCCAUCAUCUGCUCUUAUGGGCGGCACAAUCAAGCGCCUGGGUGGACGUAAAGUGAAGAAGAUCAUUCAGGAUGACUGGGAGAACGACAUUGAACUGCCCGACUCGCCGCAGCCUCUUCGAAUCAAACUCCAGGACGCGUCCAAAUUUCCGGACGCUCUGAGGCAAGUUAGCGGCGGCUCUCAGAACAGUCCAUCCAAACCGUCUUCGAGGCCUAGCACGUUGCCUUCCAUCAUUAAGGAUGAUGAGCGGCGUAGAGAGUCGGGUUUCUCGUCGACAUCCGGCAGUCUGACCGGUGCAGCCCAUCUCGACAAGUUUCGAGACAAUGACGACGAUGAUCUUGAUUUCUUCGGCGACGGAUUCUCCACCAUCAAAGUCUCCAAAACUCGUCCGCCGAGGCCCAUUUCUCUCAUAACACCACCCACACCUCAGAAGGAUGAAAAGCCUACAGCUACAGCGCCUGAUGAAGAUUUCGAACACGACUUUGAAUUACCCUCGGACGGCAAGUUGAAACUCUCCAUGCGGAAAAACAUUCCGAAAACGCCAUCUUCCCACGCGGAUGACUUGGACUGGGGCGAAGGUAGCUUGGGGACUCGCUUUGGUGGUACUCGGAGGGAUGGUCGCUCUUACCGAAGCUCCUCCGCAUCAGCUCUCAGCCCUAGCGUAUCGAGUUCAUUCACUGCCGAGAGCGAAGACGACACGUUUGAUGGCCUUGUCCUGCCUAGUGGGCCGGUAGAUUUCGAGGAGCGUCUCAGCCGGCAAAGGAAGAGCCGCUCUCCUGUGCGCAGCAGUAUGGGGGAGGAGACGCCCCCAACAGAUGUCGAAAAAGACGACAUUCUCAGUGGCCUUGAAAUUGGCGAUGGCGAGAUCUUCGACGCGGGCAAGUUGACCCUUCAUCGAAAUAUUCGUGUGAACGCGCAUCGACCCGCCAGCCCAGCUCGUCCCAAGACGGCCGUUGCCAUUACAUUCACCAACAAAACGGUGCAAUCCCGACUUCCACGUCCCAGCCACGAGCGAGCUCACUCGAUGCUGGAACCCGUCUCCGAAAGCGGCGGCCCUAUUCCAUCCAGAUCGAGAAGACCCCAGUCGCGGCUGGGUCAUUCAUCCCAGUCUUCUGUGACAAGCUUGCCGACGCCAACGACAAUCUCGCCUUCUCACUCUUUACUGCCUGGCACACUUCGAAAACGCGAAAUUGGCAAUCGGUCUUCCCUCACCUCUCUCCGCAACGAGCCGACCACCACGAGUUCUCAGUUACUCCGCUUCAAGCGCUCCUUACCUGCGAUGCGGGCAGGCCAAUCUCCGGCGAAACCCAACGUCCCGCGGUAUGACAGGCCUUCGUCUCGCACCGAGAAUAACCGCCCCCCAUCUGGGUUGCGUCCUAAAACGCCUGUCGACCGGACUCGCCCCGUGGCUGAAAUGUCUGCCUCGCAAGCACGAAAGCCGUUCUUGCCUGCGGGAGUAUCUAACACCCAGUCUCACCACGUGGCCACCAAGACAUCGCGGGUGUUCCGUCGACACGAUUCCGACAACUCGAUCGAACUUCGUUCUCACUCCCGGACGAUUUCGAGGUCAGCCAUUCGCUCGCCGAGUCCGCGACGUCACCGUACUGCUGCCCAGAUAGCUCAGAGCGGUGUCCGAGGGGAAUUUUACCAGGGCCGCCCCAGGCAUUUCGGCGACGGCCAUGAGCUAGAUGGCUUUGACGAUUUGCCGACAUCUGCCCAUGCAGAGGCGAAUUUUAUCCACCAGCCAGCUAAAGCACCCCUUCGGAACAAGAUAUACCAGAACGUCUUGCCGGAUAGAAUGAUUUCACCAUCGCCUGGUCCCUACUCUCCUCCCUCAAAGGUCGGCAACACCCCGCACUUUGCUCGCGACACGACAGCCAGUAGGAUUGCCCGGGAAACAUCGCUUGCCCAACGUGCGCCUUCCACAGGAGCCCUGGCGCCCCUAACAUCACAACGAGUAGCGCAGUUAUCUUCCCGGGGCAACCUGGCCCUUGGCGUUCCUCAGACAACCGUCCGGUCCAAGAAACAUCGCAAGCCUCCUCAGCUCAAGCCUCAUCUCAUUACGAAUAUGAACAAACACAAUGUGGCAAAACAUGAGAAAGGCAUGUAUUACAACCCUCAGACACAUCGAUGGGAAGGGAACGAAAAUGUCCUCGGCGCGUUCGACCCGCCAGUCUCCACCCCCUCCACCGCCUCAGUUCCAUCUCACCUUCGGGAGAAAGAGGCCACAACCCCUCGCCCUGCCUUGAUCACGAACAUCACCGGCACGAAAGGCGUGCAGGUGGUCAAGGGAAUGGUCUUCGACCCUCAAAACAUGUGUUGGCUCAAACUGGGGGCCCAAGGAGACUCCAAGGCCGCCGAUGCGACUGACCCCAUGGAGGGAUUCGACGCCCUGGAAGAGGACGAUGACGUGUUCAAAGAUAUCCCCGACCUAGAAGACCUUUCCACCGCCGAUACCAACGAUGGUGCGCAGGGCCGCACGAGCGACGUUAGAGACGACUGGCUGGUGGGCGAAGAAUUCGAUGUUGGUCCCGAAUUCGUGCGAAGACAGCGCGAGGAGGAAGACCGAUGGCGAAAGAAAUGCGAAAAAUGGGUCGGCACGGUCGAACGGGACCGUGACGCCUCGCGCUGGGCUAUCCGAGACCUCCUGGUCUUCCAAAGAGCGGCCCAGUAA